Solanum dulcamara is the source of this 429-nucleotide messenger RNA. RefSeq names its product protein yippee-like At3g08990. The coding region runs from base 1 to 429 and encodes 142 amino acids. The transcript has a single exon. The record is from RefSeq and is a predicted model, not a curated record. Lineage: Eukaryota; Viridiplantae; Streptophyta; Magnoliopsida; Solanales; Solanaceae.
AUGGGAAGGAAGUUUAUUGUUGAUUAUGAUGAAUUUCUGAAAGAGGAUUUCGUUCAUUGUAUUGUAUGCAAAACCCGAAUUGGAUCAAUCCAUGAAUUCAUUAAGGAAAUAGAAAAUGGGAAUACAGUGGUCUUUAAUAAAGUGUUUAAUGUGCAAGUGGAUAAAGAGAAAUACCAUAAACAAGUAAAUGGAAAUUCUGUAGCUGAUACUUACUGCCUCAAUUGUGGAAUGUUGCUAGGGAUGAAACUCAUCCUAGUCCCUAAUAGCCAUCAGAAUGCGUCUAUUAUAGAAGGAAGAUUCUUGAUGAGCAACAACCAACUUGUUUUUUGGAAUAAUGUGCGGAUGUUUAUUACUGAUGAAGAUGAAGAAGAUGAUGCUAAUGAACAGGAUCAUGAUCACGAUGAUGAACAUGAUAGUGAUCAAGAUUGA